Mandrillus leucophaeus (drill) is the source of this 2356-nucleotide messenger RNA. It is a transcript of the gene LY9, whose product is annotated as lymphocyte antigen 9. The record is from RefSeq and is a predicted model, not a curated record. Gene Ontology annotation, biological process: T cell activation. Gene Ontology annotation, cellular component: external side of plasma membrane. NCBI's taxonomy places the organism in Eukaryota, Metazoa, Chordata, Mammalia, Primates, Cercopithecidae.
ACUUACACAUACACAUGCAUGCGCGCGCACACACACACACACAUAUACACGUGCGGAAGCUGUGGUAAGUGCAUCCUCCUUCAGUCGCAGAUCUGAAAAUAGAUCAUUAUGGUGGCACCAAAGAGUCACACACAAGACUGGGCUCCUGGGCCUUUCUCCAGUAAGCCACAGAGGAGUCAGCUGCAAAUAUUCUCUUCUGUUCUAUGGACCUCUCUCCUCUUCCUGCUUAUGGGACUAAGAGCCUCUGGAAAGGACUCAGCCCCAACAAUAGUGUCAGGGAUCCUAGGGGGUUCUGUGACUCUCCCCCUAAACAUCUCAGUAGACACAGCGAUUGAGCAUGUCAUCUGGAUUGGUCCCAAAAAGGCUCUUGCUUUUGCACGUCCCAAAGAAAACGUAACCUUUAUGGCCAAAAGCUACCGGGGCCAACUAAACAUUGCCAGGGGGAGUUACUCCCUGUCCAUCAGCAAUCUGACUCUGAAUGAUGCAGGAUCCUACAAAGCCCAGAUAAACCAAAGGAAUUUUGAAGUCACUGAGGAGGAAUUCACCCUGUUAAUCUAUUAACAGCUGCAGGAGCCCGAAGUCACCAUGAAGUCUGUGAAGGCGUCUGAGAACUUCUCCUGUAACAUCACUCUAAUGUGCUCCGUGAAGGGAGCAGAGAAAAGUGUUCUGUACAGCUGGACCCCAAGGGACCCCCAUGCUUCUGAGUCCAAUGGAGGCUCCGUUCUUACCAUCUCCUGAAUGCCCUGUGAGCCAGACCUGCCAUACACCUGCAUAGCCCAGAACCUCGUCAGCCAGACCAGCUCCCACCCUGUCCAUGUUGGGCAGUUCUGUACAGAUUCAGGAGCCUCCAGAGGAGGAAAAACAGGGGAGACUGUGGUAGGGGUCCUGGGAGAGCCAGUCACCCUGCCACUGGCACUCCCAGCCUGCCGGCACACAGAGAAGGUUGUCUGGUUGUUUAACACAUCCGUCAUCAGCAAAGAGAGGGAUGAAGCAGCAACGGCAGAUCCACUCAUUAAAUCCAGGGAUCCUUACAAGAACACGGUGUGGGUCUCCAGUCAGGACUGCUCCCUGAAGAUCAGUCAGCUGAAGAUAGAGGACGCCGGCCCCUACCAUGCCUACGUGUGCUCAGAGGCCUCCAGAGUCACCAGCAUGACACAUGUCACCCUGCUCAUCUACCGGAGGCUGGUGAAGCCCAAAAUCACGUGGCACCUCCGGCACAGCAAGGAUGGCAUCUGCAGGGUCAGCCUGACCUGCUCUGUGAAGGAUGGGGGAAACGCUGUCAUGUACACAUGGACCCCACUGCAGAAGGGAGCUGUUGUGUCCCAAGGGGAAUCACACCUCAACGUCUCAUGGAGAAGUGGUGAAAAUCACCCCAACCUCACAUGCAUAGCCAGCAACCCUGUCAGCAACAGUUCCCACCAGUUUCUUUCUGAGAACAUCUGUUCAGGUGUUCCAGAACCCACAGCUGGCCACAUGCUAUACUCUGUGCUCUCUCAAAAGUGUGAGAAGCUGGACACUCCCCUCAGGCCUGCCAGGCAACGGCCUAGGCCCGCCUCAGACAGCAGCUCUGACAGCAACAUCACAACUGAGGAGGAUGCGGACAGGCCCGAGGUGCACAAGCCCAUCAAUGGAAGAGACGAGGUGUAUGACCAGGUCACUCAGGAGGGUGCUGGACAUGACCCAGCCCCUAAGGGCCAAGCAGACUAUGAUCCUGUCACUCCAUAUGUCACAGAAGUUGAGUCUGUGGUUGGAGAGAACACCAUGUAUGCACAAGUGUUCUUCAACUUACAGGGAAAGACCCCAGUUUCUCAGAUGGAAGAGAGCUCGGCCAAUUACUGCUCCAUACAGAAACCUCAGACGGUCGUGCCGCCACCACAACAGAAUGAUCUUGAGAUUCCUGAAAGUCCUACCUAUGAAAAUUUCACCUGAAAGGAAAAGCAGCUGCUGCCCGUCUCCCGGGACCGUGGGGUUGGAGAGUCAGCUGGACCUCAUGGGGCCUGGGGCUCACAGACAGAAGCACCUCAGUGCCUCAGAGAUGCCUGGGUGUGGCCCCUCCCCAUCCUUCUCACACUCAAGGCCUCCCAAGCCCAUUAAUAGUUCAGACACAGGCUCCUUCUUGGAGCCUAUGGGCUUCAGAUGUCUUUGCCCCAUUUGUCACCUCCCACACUCAUAGCGUUUCCUUCUCGAAAUUCUACCACAACUGGUCAAAUGUUGCUGAGGGACCUGGACCAGCUGACCUUUACACCACCUUCUCAACACUGCUGAAAUGAACCCAAGAGAAUUGUCACACAUGACACAAGAUGUACGUAAAAUCAUGCUCACUGCAGUGUUAUUUAAAAUAAAAGGCAGGGAAUAA